GAUAAUUUUGAUAAAGAAAAAGAGAUCAUGUAAAGCACGAAUUAUAAUUUAGGUCUCGUAAGCUCUAUCCUCAACAUCAUUAUCCACUAGGGCAUGACAAAGAGAGAGAAGGUUAGGAAAUAGAAUAUAAGGUUAAAAUGUACUUUAGGUGAGUAGGAACAAGACACAGUCGUAUGUGUCAGCACAAGAUGUAUAUAGAAUAUGUGACCUUUACACUUUAGCUGAAAAAGGAAUUGGUGACGAGAUUUUCUAUACAAAUCUUUUUAGUGUUCUACUCACUCCUUUCAUAUUCUUGCUUAGAGAACGAGCAGGGGAAGGUUCCUUUCUUCAUUUCUUGAUUUUAAACACCAAAGCUAGUUAGUAAUAUAUUACUGAGUUUGCUUCCACUAGCUAAAUUGGGAUCUUCUACUUCAGAGCAAUAGAUAGAGAGAGACAAAGAAAGUUGGCAAUAUGUUGGAAGGAAAAGCUGUUAUUGAAGAUACAGAUAUGCCAUUGAAGAUGCAGAUCCAAGCCAUGCGUUGGGCUUCUCAAGCUCUGGAUCUUUAUGAUGUUUUGGACUGCAAAUCUAUUGCUGCUCACAUAAAGAAGGAGUUUGACAAGAAAUAUGGGGGUGGCUGGCAGUGCGUGGUGGGGUCAAAAUUCGGCUGUUUCUUCACUCAUACUAAAGGAACAUUUAUCUAUUUCACCUUGGAGACUCUAAACUUCCUCAUCUUUAAAGGAGCCACUUCUCCUUGAUGUUGGUUGUUCAAGAAAGGUGGAAGAUUGAGAUGAAAACGGGACCUGUAAUUAUUCUUAGCUAGGUCAUUCUUAAUCUCUAUCUCUGUCCAAGAUCCCUCCCCUUUUUUUGGCUUCGAUUUGUUUUUCACUUUCCACAAGCAAAUAUCUAGAGAGAAAGAAAACUAAAAAGGAUAGAUGAUAAUGUAAAUACUGGCAGUUUCCAUCUGCAUGGAUCUUUCACCUUUUUUCUUCUAGCUGCUAAGAAGUAAGAACCCUGUAUCUUCCAGUGGAAUUGCUUUUAAGUUCCUCGUAUAUCCAUGAUUAAAUUAGUAA
Messenger RNA from Nicotiana tabacum (common tobacco), 1050 nucleotides. RefSeq names its product dynein light chain 1, cytoplasmic-like. Gene Ontology annotation, molecular function: dynein intermediate chain binding. Lineage: Eukaryota; Viridiplantae; Streptophyta; Magnoliopsida; Solanales; Solanaceae. Gene Ontology annotation, cellular component: cytoplasmic dynein complex. Gene Ontology annotation, biological process: microtubule-based process. The record is from RefSeq and is a predicted model, not a curated record.